Sclerotinia borealis F-4128 is the source of this 2343-nucleotide messenger RNA. NCBI's taxonomy places the organism in Eukaryota, Fungi, Ascomycota, Leotiomycetes, Helotiales, Sclerotiniaceae. The record is from the annotation of a GenBank genome assembly.
AUGAAUAGUAACGUUAAUAGUAACGUCAACAUGUCCGGUAUGCAAAAUAUGGGUGGUCCAGUUGGGGGUGGUAUGCCUAUGAUGAAUAAUGGGGCAGCUGCUGGUGCUGCUCGACACUCUACGAGCAACGAUAACAAUCGAUCGCAACUUAAUACCUACAUUUACGAAUACUUCCUCAAGAGUGGCAUGUUCGAUUGCGCCAGAACUUUAUUGAAUCAAGAACAGAUUAAUGUCGUCAAGGAUAGCCCUGGUCGUGGCGACGCGGAAGAUGGAGAUGAUUCUAAAGAUGAUAUUGAUUCAAAGAGACCCAAUGAUCUUCCUCUGCCAAAUCUUCCCAAGGAAUGUCCGGAAAGCUGCUUUCUCUACGAAUGGUUUUGUCUUUUCUGGGACAUGUUCAAUGCUCAGCGAGGCAAAGGUGAUACUCGCAAUGUUCUUUCAUACGUCGCGCACACACAGUCGCGUCAGAAAGCAGAGCAACAUCAAGCACAGCUUCGUACCAUGAACCCGAUGCAUCCUGGGGUAGCAUAUGGUCGUAUGGGCCCGAAUGGUAUGAUGGGCCCAAAUGAUCUUGCGCGAAAGGCGAUGAUGCAAAAUGGUAGAGGUCCACCAAGCGCCCAGCAUUUGCAACAAAUGCAAAUGGCGCAAAUGCAUAAUAAGCAACAAGCUAUGCAAAGAGAACCUUCCGACGGUAACCAUGCACAACGGACUCAGUCUCCAGGAUCUGCCGAGAACGCUCCAUCUCCAUCCAAGCGACCUCGACUUGAUGGACCUGGACCUGCUUUCAAUCAACCAAUUGGAAUGGUACCUAAUGGAAGAGGACAAUCUACUGGAAUCCCAGCCCAACAGGUGGGAGAAACCGGCCCCAGCAAUACUGUUCAAGCGGCUCAUUUGCAACUUUCGAAUGGCAUCGAUUCAAAUCUGACAGUUCAGCAGUUCCCAGGGUUCCAAGGCGCAAAUCAGAAAAACCUUCAAGCAUACCAAGCCAAUUUGGCACAACAUCAACAGAAACAAAUGCCUGGUGCAGUCGCUGGAGGGCCUCCAAACCAAGGAUCACCUAUGAUGGCACAAGGUGCUGAUAGCAGUGCCAUGGCGGCAUAUGGUUAUGGCGCAGGUGAAAUGGGUCAGAACGGCGCAAGAGGCGCCCCAGGUGGCCAGCCAGGUGGCCAGCCAGGUAAUGGUAAUCACGCGUUGCAAGAUUAUCAAAUGCAAUUGAUGUUACUCGAACAGCAGAACAAGAAACGACUUAUGAUGGCACGCCAAGAACAGGAUGCCAUUCGUCCUGAAGGUCAGGGACCACCCGGCGGUCCUGGAAUGGGACCCAGUGGGCCAAAUGCACCAACUUAUCAACCAGGAACUUCACCACAAAGCGGCCCCAGAUCAAUCAACUCGCCAAACCCGAGUGAGCAAAUGAAACGAGGAGCUUCCCAUAUGAAUAACCAGGGCAUUUCAUCUCCUCUACCUGAAGGACAGAAUAGAGGAUCUCCAAGCACAAUGAACUUUAACAUGGGUCAAGGUGGACAAAUGGAUGCAGGAAUGAAUCCGCAGUUCUACAAGAUGAAUGGGAUGGAUGGCAACAUGAUGCCAAACGGCAUGCGCCCACCUAGCUCCCACCCCGGCGGAUUCACCUCCCAAGGGAUGUCACAACAACAAUUGAUGAUGGCACGACAACAAGCUGGCGGCUGGCAAAAUGCUCCAAAUGGCGGUGCUCCUAUGGUUGCCAAUCCUUCUCAAGGUCCUCCACAAGCUAUGGGCACCCCGCAGCAACGAAAUAUGCCACCACCCGCAGCUCCUGUCAAUGCGAACGCGAAUGGACGAACUCAACCAUCAUCCCCUCAAGGUAGCAUUGCUGCACCUCCCACACCCCAGCAAUCGAAUAAAGCAAAUCCCAAGAAGAAGAAUGAGACCAAGGAGACAAAAACAAAGCGGGCUACAAAGAAAGGAUCCGCCGCAAACCUCAACGCUGGUGCUACACCCUCCGCCGACCCAACCCAAGAAGCCGUGACCCCUACCACUGCAACAGCAAUUACCCCAGUACAAACGAAAGGUUUCAACAAUGGCUCGAAUCCCAAUGGUGCUGCACAGACCGUCAAUGGCCAAUCUAUGGCGACUGCCCCGAACAAUGGAGGUUCCUCAUCGCAACCUGAUCCUAUGAAUGCAUUUCCCAUGAAUGACCAACCUUUUGACAUGCUCGAAUUCCAGAAUCCCAUGGGCGGAAAUACGGAUGUUCUCACAGACUUCGACUUUGAUUCAUUCCUGAAUGAUUCCACUGGUGGUGCUGACGACAGCUAUAACUUUGACCCUACGGGCUUCUUGGGAGAUAAUGAAAUGUCCGAGACUGUCUGA